AUGAUUACACCAUCUCCAGUGAAUUUUUCAGCUGGUGGUCAGUAUGAUUUUCAACUGAUGGAUCCGAUUCGCUCUGGUAGCAAUGCUUUACAUAUUGAUGUUUAUAAAAUAAAUGCAAUAGGAUAUGAUAAUAUUCCCAGUGUCAAUGGUAGUUCAUUAUCUUUAUCAAACGGACAAAUAACACCGGUGUCAAUGUCAACUCCGACAAUGGGAGUAUAUGUCUUUGAUUUUGGUCAAAACUUUGCUGGAUGGUGUCAAUUUUGA
This is a messenger RNA of Didymodactylos carnosus, 264 nucleotides long. The record is from the annotation of a GenBank genome assembly. NCBI's taxonomy places the organism in Eukaryota, Metazoa, Rotifera, Eurotatoria, Philodinida, Philodinidae.